GUAUCUGUACCAAUUAUCUCUUUACACUUUUCUUUUGGUUUUAUAUCAAACCAGCCACCCAUUAGGUCAAAAUAUCUCAUUUUACCCACCCAUCUCAUUGAGGACUCGUUUAAGUCACUAUAAACAAAAUAUAUAUAUUAUUUUAUCCACAUCACUAUUCAUACAUUUUUACUUAAUCAUUUAUAAAAAAUUAUCCGUUUAUCUUUUUACUACAAAACCACUUCGAGUGCCUUCAUGAUUAUCUCUAGUAUUUAUCAAAAUAAUUUGGAAAUUAAUAAAGCAAUAUAACUAUUAUUUUUUUAAAAAAAUAAGUUAUACAUAGAUAUUUAUGUGAUCACCCUAACUAUGUUGCUUUAUUAAUUUCCAAAUUAUUUUGAUAAAUACUAGAGACAAUUAUGAAGGUACUGGAAGUGGUUUUGUAAUAAAAAAAAUAAAUGGUUGAUUUUUGAUAAAUGAUGAAGUAAAAAGAUAUGAAUAGUGAUGUGGGUAAAAUGAUAUAUAUUUGAUUUAUAGUGGCUUAAACGAGUCCGCGAUUAGAUGAGUGGGUAAAAUGAUAUAUAUUUGAUUUACAGUGGCUUAAACGAGUCCGCGAUGAGAUGAGUGGGUAAAAUGAGAUAUUUUGACGGAAUAAGUGGCUAAUUUGAUAUAUAACUUUCGUUUUGGUGUACGAUUCAAUUUUUUAUAUUUCAAACCUUAUCAAAAAUAGUUAAGGUGUAUCACUAUUUCACCAUUUUUCUUCACUUUUUAAAUUACCUUUACUUUACUGUUUACUUUUUGCGAUGCAAAUAAACAAACAAACAAACAAACUAAGGCCUCCUCCUACGUAUAUUAAAAUUUAAGUAAUAACCUAGUAAUCAAUAAUACGUCUAAGAUUGGGUGGAACAAGAAUAAAAUAAUAGGCAAUGACAGUUACGUAAACAGUGCGAUUCAACUUGUCUAACCAUUUAUUUAUUUAUUAUUUAUUAUUAUUAUAUUUCAUUUCAAUCCACCGCUGGACCACCGUACUUAUUCACUUUCCGGCCACCUACAUUUCUGUUGAUCUCACACUCUCAACACCUCACUGCUUCCACUUCAGGUUGGAUGCUGUUAUUUAACUUGUUAGGCCCGCAUUUUGCAAUGAAGACGAAUGGUAAUAAACAUUUGGAUGUGGAAAGAGGAAAGUUUGAUAUCGAAAGAGAAAGAUUAAUAUCAAGUAAUAGACCAGUUCAAAUAAACAAUCAGGCACUACUGUCUGGUCUAUCGUAUUGCCUUUCAUCAUGUAGUAUGAUACUGGUUAACAAAUAUGUCCUCUCCAGCUAUGAUUUCAAUGCCGGGAUAUCUUUGAUGAUCUACCAGAACUUUAUUUCGGUAUUUAUUGUUUCUAUGCUGAGUACUCUUGGUGUGAUAUCAACAGAAGCAUUGACAUGGAAAUUAAUCAAGGCGUGGUUGCCUGUAAAUGUAAUUUUUGUUGGAAUGCUGAUCACAAGCAUGUUUAGUCUAAGGUACAUUAACGUCGCCAUGGUCACAGUUCUGAAGAAUGUUACCAAUGUUAUAACAGCAGUUGGUGAGAUGUAUCUUUUCAGUAAGCACCACGACAACAGAGUUUGGAUUGCACUAUUUUUAAUGAUCAUUUCAGCAAUCUCUGGCGGUUUUACUGAUCUAUCUUUUCAUGCUGUUGGCUAUACAUGGCAGAUUAUUAACUGUUUCCUGACAGCAUCUUAUUCUUUAACCUUGCGGAGAGUCAUGGAUACCGCAAAGCUAGUCACAAAAUCGGGAAACCUGAAUGAGUUUUCAAUGGUUUUGCUAAAUAACACUCUCUCUUUACCCUUAGGUUUGCUGCUUAUAUAUGUGUUCAAUGAGGUGGACUACCUCACUACGACGCCACUUCUGAGGCAACCCACCUUCUGGCUGGUGAUGACUUUGAGUGGAUUACUGGGAUUAGCCAUCAGCUUUACUUCUAUGUGGUUUCUUCAUCAAACAAGCGCUACUACCUACAGUCUUGUAGGAUCACUGAACAAGAUCCCUCUUUCAGUGGCUGGCAUCCUUCUUUUUAACGUCCCAACCAGUCUGGAAAAUUCUGCGAGCAUGCUGAUUGGCCUAGUUGCUGGAGUGUUCUUUGCAAGAGCCAAGGUGCAUGAGAGAUCACAAUCUUGACAACUUAAUGGUGACUACAAUAGAGUGACACUGGCUUUAACUAAGAUAAAUGCCCUGGCUUCUUGUCAGCAGUGACAGAAUGAUUUUAGAUGCAUUUUGACACAAGUGUGUAGAUGUCUCCUUGCUGGAUUAUAUAUAUCCUGCUGCUAUUUUUAGAGUUGCUAAGAAGAAAGAGCAUACUUGUACAUGAUUGUAUUCUAAACACACAUUUAACCACUCAAGUCACAACUGAUUUUUUGUGUAAAGUUACAAUUCAUUUAUUUACACCAACUGCUGUUGCCU
Messenger RNA from Daucus carota subsp. sativus, 2415 nucleotides. RefSeq names its product GDP-mannose transporter GONST1. The transcript is spliced from 9 exons. NCBI's taxonomy places the organism in Eukaryota, Viridiplantae, Streptophyta, Magnoliopsida, Apiales, Apiaceae. Bases 1081 to 2133 code for a protein of 350 amino acids. Gene Ontology annotation, cellular component: Golgi apparatus. Gene Ontology annotation, molecular function: GDP-fucose transmembrane transporter activity; antiporter activity. The record is from RefSeq and is a predicted model, not a curated record.